AUGAAAUUCCCAACCCUCUUCCUCGUAGCCCUCACCACCGUCGCGAGCGCGACCCCCAUCAUCUCCCUCGAACUAGCAGAACGCCAGAUCAUGACCGACAACCCAACCAACAUCUGCGGAACAUGUGCUCUCGUCAUCGAUCUCUACUCCAAGGUAAACCACUGCCUCCCCAAUGAGAUAAGGAAGAAACAAGGUGCUUGUUACGAUGAACAGGUGUGCAAGGCUGUUAAGAAGAAUCUGCUGUGCAAGGGCGCUUGCGGGUAUUCGUGUAUGAGCGUGUGA
This is a messenger RNA of Alternaria triticimaculans, 282 nucleotides long. RefSeq lists its product as uncharacterized. NCBI's taxonomy places the organism in Eukaryota, Fungi, Ascomycota, Dothideomycetes, Pleosporales, Pleosporaceae. The record is from RefSeq and is a predicted model, not a curated record. The coding region runs from base 1 to 282 and encodes 93 amino acids. The transcript has 2 exons.